AUGGCGAUUAUGUCAAAUGGAGAGUUAACCCCAGUACGACGGAGCAAACGGAAUACGGAGGUGGCUGAUGUUGACUCUCUAGAGAAGGCAGAAAGAAGAGUUGCCGUCAAGAACCUCGAGGAACCCCAAGGAGGAGUGGGUAUUAGUUUGGGUGACAACGAUGAUUUAAUGAUCGGGUCUAUUGCUCUUUUAAAAAAUGUUGAAAGGGAGAGACUGAAACCAUCUAUUUGUCUCAAUAAAGAUGAAAAUGAAUUUGAUUCUGAGAAGGAUGAGAUCGAUCCAGACACCUUCACCAUAAGUCGACUCUGUGGUGACUUAACAGAGGAGGUGAUGGAUGAUAAUAAUGCGGACCUCGACGGAGUACUUGUAAAUGUGCCCAUCAAGGUGGGAAAAACCAAAAAGAAAAAGAAACUCCUCAGUAAGAAUACAGCUGCAAGAAAAAAAUAG
Miscanthus lutarioriparius is the source of this 447-nucleotide messenger RNA. The record is from the annotation of a GenBank genome assembly. NCBI's taxonomy places the organism in Eukaryota, Viridiplantae, Streptophyta, Magnoliopsida, Poales, Poaceae.